Molecule: messenger RNA, 3172 nt
Organism: Cricetulus griseus (Chinese hamster)
Lineage: Eukaryota; Metazoa; Chordata; Mammalia; Rodentia; Cricetidae
Source: RefSeq, a predicted model, not a curated record
CUGCCACUAAAAAAAGGAAGACUUUUGAUUCAAGCAGGCAAAGAGCUGAAGGAACUGAUAUCCCCACAGUCAAACCUCUUAAACCCAGGCCAGAACCACCAAAGAAACCAUCUAAUUGGAGAAGAAAGCAUGAGGAAUUCAUUGCCACCAUAAGAGCAGCAAAAGGCCUUGAUCAGGCACUUAAAGAGGGUGGCAAACUUCCUCCCCCUCCUCCGCCUUCUUAUGACCCUGAUUACAUUCAGUGUCCGUAUUGCCAGAGGAGAUUCAAUGAAAAUGCAGCAGAUAGACAUAUAAACUUUUGUAAAGAACAAGCAGCUCGUAUUAGUAAUAAGGGCAAAUUCUCUACUGAGUCCAAAGGAAAGCAGGCUUCUCGGCCACAGUAUAAGCCAUCUCCGCUUAAAAAAUCCAGUUCUCCUGGAACUACAUCAUCAGGAUCUUCCCGACUACCACAACCAAGUACUACUAGCAAAACUGUUGUAGGUGUGCCUUCGGGUAAAGCAUCUUCAAUUAACAGUUCUUUGGGAAACAAACUUCAGACCUUAUCUCCUUCUCAUAAAGCAAUAGCAGCCCCUCAGGCAGGAGCUAACAUCAAAUCUCGAAAUACUACACCGCCAAGCUUGGCAAGAAAUUCUGUGUCAGGUGUGUUUACCAACAAAAGAAAAACUUUUACUGACAGUUACGCUGCCAGGCCAGAUGGAGACUAUACAUCUUCAAUUAAUGGUGGAAACAUUAAAGGCAUUGAGGGACAUUCAUCUGUUCACUUACCAAAAUUCUGCCAUGAGUGUGGGACAAAAUACCCUGUUGAAUGGGCAAAGUUCUGCUGUGAAUGUGGCAUUCGAAGAAUGAUUCUGUGAACAGAAUCUCAAGAGCUAUGGGGCCAGGCUCAGAAUUUGAAAGUUAUUGCUGCUUUGACACCCAGGGCACUUCUUUUAGCUAUGCAGUGCUAAAGCUAUUUACACACCCUUUCCCUUUGUCUUUGGAACAUAAUCCUUUGGCUGUAUAAUGUGUUUGUGUAUAUAUAUAUGUAUGUAUGUAUAUAUAUUCUGUAUAUAAUAAAUCUGUUUCCUCCAGCCUGUGCCAUUUGAAGAAAUACUUAAGUAUAUGUCAAAAAUAAGUUGGUAUGAGAUCAUUGUCUUAGGUAUUGCUCUUCAGUUGUUUAAACACAUUAGUAUACUUGCACAAGCACUCCCACUCUAGUGAUGAGCCUUAAAGCUUUAGGAUAAUCAGACCUCUGAACAAGAACUGAGAAUAGAUGCUGUUAGUGAUGUCUAUCACCAGUAGCACCAUAGGAGAAUGGGAUGCUGGAGAUUCUGUUAUUGAAGAGAAUCUUGUUUAGUCAUUACCAAUUGAUGCUAGGUCAUUUUUCCAGCUGAACUGUUCUGCAACUGGUACUAAAUUUCUAAACAAUGAUGAAAAGGAAAAUCUGAGGUCCAUGUUGCCAGUAACUUCAUGGAUUACUAAUUACAUAACCUGAUUAAAUUAUUAAACAUGUAAUCCUCAUUCUGUGAACAUGUAAUUAUGCUAUCUCCUUUUCAGAAAUAACUGAACAUAUAAAUGUAUUUUACUCUGCUUAUAACUGAAUGAUUAAUUUACCUCAUCUCAUUUGGACACAUUUUCUCUGCACUUUCAAUUGUGUGUGGAGAUUUUAGUUUUCCUUCUUUUGACAUAACUCCUUUGAAGAGUAGUUUUAGUUUACUACUACAGUCUUUGCAGUAUUAAAUAUGUAAUUAUUUAAGGUACAUAAUUUUUUGUAAAAUCUUACAUGUUUAAAAAUUUUAUUUCUGUGUAUGUAUGUUUAUAGGAAAUUAAUGCAUCUUAAAAGAAAUCAACCUUCCCAAUAAAUAAUAAUUGUGAUACUCAUUAAUUCUGAGCAUGCAAGCCAAGCUAUUUCUUUCUUAAUUCCUCGUGGUUCAUAUAGUUACAAAUACAUUGGAGAAUGUCUAGUUUUUUUCUAUUCACAUUUUCUUUAGUGCUUACUGUUGAAAUACCAUGUAUAUUACAGAGGAAAUGCACUGAAAUGUUUUAAAUUAGUGGUGUACACAAGCACAGCUACAAUGUAGUUCUGUUUCACUUGACUCCAGUUGUUUGGAUCAUCCUCACUUUCACUAGAACAGCACUUACUGGCAGGCUGCUUUUGCAGAGUGCAUUCCACAGUCCUAUAGUAAUGACUGUUCAGUCUGAACUUUACCAUAUAAAGGUACCAGUAAUAUUUUGUGUUGAUGUGUUUCCAACCUUGUGUAUUGUUUCAGAUUAAGAAUGGAUGUAGAAAUUCAUUGCUUAUGAUUUCAUUUCUGAAACUUAUUUACUUCUUGCUUUCUGUUUUAUUUUAAUUUGUGUAGGGAUUUUAAAUGUGUGAUAAUGUCAUCAUUUUAUUCACUUUAUACUUCCUUUAUUAGAUUUUCUCCAUGUUCUAUUUGAUCAUACUGUUCAACAAAUUCAAAACUAGUCAUUCUGAAUAAGCUGUAAUGAAUUUACAAGGCUAAUUUAAGAAUAUAAUUUAGGUUUUCAUUUUAGUAAUUCCUUUUUGUUUAAUUGGUUAUAAAUAUAUAAAGAAUAUUAAUUCAUCAAAUCAUCUUUAUCUAGGAAUGAGCACUAUUUCUUUUAAUUGUAUUUUAACUCAUGUAGUCCUUUAUUCUACUUAAAGAAUGUCUAGAUAAAUCGGUUUUAAAUAAACAGACAUGUUUGUCAUUGAAUUCUACAGUAGCAAGUAUUAAAAGAUUACUACCAAGAGAUGAUGUUUGUUAUUGACUUCUACAGUAGCAAGUGUUAAAUGCAUACUACCAAUAGAUAAACUGAUCAAAAGCAUUCAGUUCCAGAGCCCAGAGAUCACGAUAAAACCAAGUUGGUGAAAUACACGUUUGAAACAUGUUACAAUUUUUAACAGGUUUUUAUGGUCCAUAUUUUACUCUCUUGUUGAUGUGUUGUGCAAUAGUUUUUAUGCAGUCUUCCUAUGCACCAUUCAUUUUUAUUUAUUUGCACAAUUAUUUGUGAGUGUGAUAGAAUGAAAAGUGAUUGUAAGGUUAAAUUAAAAUGGAAUAUUGCUUAUAGAUUAUUCUGAAAGUUACUCUCUUGAAAAAGUUUAAGCAAUUGUGACCACUGUUGUCUCUUAUUCGCUGUUUUUUAAAUUAUAAAGGAUAUAUUCAUUUUGAAUCAAUAAAGAUACAAAACAAAU